AUGGACUACGUGGUGAUGAGUCAAGCCGCUAAACGAGAAAAUGGGAUGAGCAGAAGUGGAUCAGAUGAGUUCGAAAGCGGCAGGCGGAACUCUUUUAAACGUGCGUCAAUCGAUAUGCGGGACAAUCUCCUUCAGCUUACAAGAUGCAGCCAUUUGGUGAAAUCGAUC
Molecule: messenger RNA, 168 nt
Organism: Ostertagia ostertagi
Lineage: Eukaryota; Metazoa; Nematoda; Chromadorea; Rhabditida; Trichostrongylidae
Source: the annotation of a GenBank genome assembly